Molecule: messenger RNA, 581 nt
Organism: Andrographis paniculata
Lineage: Eukaryota; Viridiplantae; Streptophyta; Magnoliopsida; Lamiales; Acanthaceae
Exons: 2
Coding region: 1-438 (145 amino acids)
Source: RefSeq, a predicted model, not a curated record
AUGACGUCGUUCGCCCCACACUCCCCUGCAGCGGCGGAGGGUCGUUCCCCCAUUGAGAGGGAUCGUUUACGCUCUGUGGGUGGGUUUUCGGAGUUGUUUAAUGACUCCAAUGAUUCCUCCAAAUCGGCCGUUGCCGAUGCCUUUUCCGUUUCCGAUUUCUCUGGAUCUACUACCGCGAACACUAAUCCCAUGGUGCUCCAUGGAUUCGCCCCUGAUUCGGAGCCGGAGGUUGAUUCCGGUGUUGCCCUUGUUCGAGCCAGGCGAUCGUUGUUUCGGAUAUCUUCUUCGUCGACCCGGGGUAGGAUUGAAGCGGCUCCAUUGAGUUGCUCUUCUACUUGUGGAGUUAUCAUCGAUAUGCUUCGUAUAUACUGCCCUCUCACCGUCGAGCCACUGGAGUACCGUGUUGGAGGCAAAAUUGAAAAUCAUUUGGGUCAAUGAUUUACUAUCCUAUGGCUACAUGUUGUAUGGUAUGAUCUCUACAGAUGAGGUAAAAAUCGAUAUACUUGUUGCGAAAAAUUGUAGCUUACUUGAUUGUCCCUGAUUAUGUGUGUGUGCAAAAUUUGUGUGGCAAGUCAUUGUUG